This is a messenger RNA of Anolis carolinensis (green anole), 7317 nucleotides long. RefSeq names its product midline 2 (gene mid2). Gene Ontology annotation, molecular function: microtubule binding; zinc ion binding. Bases 210 to 2279 code for a protein of 689 amino acids. NCBI's taxonomy places the organism in Eukaryota, Metazoa, Chordata, Lepidosauria, Squamata, Anolidae. The transcript is spliced from 10 exons. Gene Ontology annotation, biological process: protein localization to microtubule. The record is from RefSeq and is a predicted model, not a curated record. Gene Ontology annotation, cellular component: microtubule.
CUCCCUCCCUCCCUUCCUCUCCGAGGCGCUCCUCCUCCUCCUCCUCCUCUUCUUCUUCCUCCUCCUCCUCCUCUUCCUCUCCGCGCCUCCAGCAAGAUGACAGCCGGGCGGCAGCAGCGGUGGCGGCGGCGCGGAGGGUCUUCGCUCCGGCUGGUGGCUGCCCUGCCUCCCUCAUUUUCAACUCUGAAGCCAGAUUGUUUUAACUAAAGAUGGAAACACUGGAGUCGGAGCUGACUUGCCCAAUCUGCCUCGAGUUGUUUGAAGACCCGCUGCUCCUGCCCUGCGCCCACAGCCUCUGCUUCAGCUGCGCCCACCGCAUCCUGGUCUCCAGCUGCGCCUCCGGGGAGCCCCUCGAGCCCAUCCCCGCCUUCCAGUGCCCCACCUGCCGCUAUGUCAUCUCCCUCAACCAUCGGGGCCUGGAGGGCCUCAAGCGCAAUGUGACCCUGCAGAACAUCAUCGACCGCUUCCAGAAGGCCUCCCUCAGCGGGCCCAACUCCCCGGGGGAGAACUGCCGCGAGCGGCCCCCGUAUCGCCGCAGCCCCACCAUGUCGACGGUGGGCGACAGGAUCGCGUGCCAGUUCUGCGAGCACGACCCCCCGCGCGACGCCGUCAAGACCUGCAUCACCUGCGAGGUGUCCUACUGCGACCGCUGCCUGCGGGCCACCCACCCCAACAAGAAGCCCUUCACCAGCCACCGCUUGGUGGAGCCCGUGCCGGACGCCCACUUCCGCGGACUGACAUGUCUCGAGCACGAGAACGAGAAGGUGAACAUGUACUGUGUGGCUGAUGACCAGCUCAUCUGUGCCUUAUGCAAACUGGUGGGGCGGCAUCGGGAUCACCAGGUGGCUUCGCUGAGCGACCGGUUUGAAAAACUGAAGCAAACUCUGGAGAUGAACCUCACGAACUUGAUGAAACGCAAUAGUGAGCUAGAAAACCAGAUGGCCAAACUGAUACAGAUCUGCCAGCAGGUAGAGGUGAACACAGCCAUGCAUGAGGCAAAACUGAUGGAAGAGUGCGAUGAGCUGAUGGAAAUCAUCCGCCAGCGCAAGCAAGUGAUUGCUGUAAAGAUCAAGGAAACUAAGGUGAUGAAACUGAGGAAGCUGGCCCAGCAGGUUGCCAACUGCCGACAGUGCCUGGAACGGUCCACCGCCCUCAUCAACCAAGCCGAGCAUAUCCUGAAGGAGAAUGACCAUGCGCGGUUCCUGCAGACGGCGAAAAAUGUGGCAGAGAGGGUCGCCAUGGCAACUGCAUCCUCUCAAGUUUUGAUACCCGAUAUCAAUUUUAACGAUGCCUUUGAAAACUUUGCGUUAGAUUUUUCCAGAGAGAAGAAACUGCUGGAGGGGCUGGAUUAUCUCACAGCACCCAACCCGCCAUCUGUCCGUGAAGAGCUUUGUACUGCCUCCCACGACACCAUCACGGUCCACUGGAUCUCGGACGAUGAGUUCUGUGUCAGCUCCUAUGAGCUCCAGUACACCAUCUUCACCGGCCAGGCCAACUUCAUUAGUUUGUACAACUCCAUGGACAGUUGGAUGAUCGUCCCCAACAUCAAGCAGAAUCACUACACGGUGCAUGGGCUUCAGAGUGGCACAAGAUACAUCUUUCUUGUCAAGGCAAUAAACCAGGCCGGCAGCCGGAACAGUGACCCCGCCAGGCUCAAGACUAACAGCCAGCCCUUCAAGCUGGACCCCAAAGUGGCUCACAAGAAACUGAAAAUCUCCAACGAUGGACUGCAGAUGGAGAAAGAUGAGAGCUCCCUGAAGAAGAGUCACACGCCAGAGAGGUUCAGUGGCACAGGGUGCUACGGUGCCGCAGGCAACGUCUUCAUCGACAGCGGCUGCCACUACUGGGAGGUCACGCUGGGCUCCUCCACCUGGUAUGCUAUUGGCAUUGCCUACAAAUCAGCCCCAAAGAAUGAGUGGAUCGGCAAGAAUUCCUCCUCCUGGGUCUUCUCCCGUUGCAACAACAACUUUGUGGUGCGGCACAACAACAAGGAGAUGCUGGUGGACGUUCACCCGCAGAUGAAGCGCCUGGGCGUCCUCCUGGACUAUGACAACAACGUCCUCUCCUUCUACGACCCGGCCAACUCCCUCCACCUCCACACCUUUGAGAUCUCCUUCAUCCUGCCCGUCUGCCCCACCUUCACCAUUUGGAACAAAUCCUUAAUGAUUGUUUCGGGUUUGCCGGCCCCGGACUUUAUAGACUACCCUGAGACGCAAGAAUGCAACUGCCGGCCGCCACAAGAAUCCCCGUACGUAUCAGGAAUGAAAACCUGCCAUUGAGGGGCAAGGGAGACCCCUCCCCUUCCAGCCAGGCCUCAGGAACUUCUGCACCGCUAGACUGGAAGGUGACUUGCCACGUCCAUCCGGCUAGUUGGUCGUCCCAAGGAAAGCGCACCUUCCUUCCGCCAGAGGAGUGUGUGCGCGUGUAUGUCUGUCUGUGGAGAGGGGUUGUUUCAUGGACUAAUUUUUUUAAUUUUUAUUUUGAUAGCACUACUGAAUUUUCUCAGAUGGAAUGGGCAUGUCGUGUCCAUUUCCUGGUGGGAAAAGGCGUCACGGCAGGGAGGUUGUUACGGUGGACAGAGUUUUCUAAUACAUGAUGGGAGGGAGGAGGGACGCAACUUGUGUGCAUUGUUUGUGGACCCAGUCAUGGUUUCACCUGCCAUUCGGAGACAGGGCUGCCUGGAAGGACUGUCCCCACAUCAUAGCAAAUAACCAUUUGCAUGGGUCUUUUUUUUUAGUCCUCUACACAUUCUCACCACGUGCAGAAAAGUGGCAUAUAGGUACAUUUUGAAAUUCAGGCACAGAUGACAAGAGUCCCCAUAGUCAUCCCUCUCAUUGAUUUGGUCGUUUUUAUCUCACCACGUUUUUUAUCUCACUGCCCCCGGUGGUGCAGUGUGUUAAAGCGCUGUGCUGCUGAACUUGCGGACCGAAAGGUCGCAGGUUCAAAUCUGGGGAGCGGAGUGAGCCCAAGCUUCUGCCAACCUAGCAGUUCUAAAACAUGCAAAUGUGAGUAGAUAAAUAGGUACUGCUCUGGCUGUUGGCCCCAGCUUCUGCCAACCUAGCAGUUCGAAAACAUGCAAAUGUGAGUAGAUCAAUAGGUACUGCUCCCACUGUUAGCCCCAGCUUCUGCCAACCUAGCAGUUCAAAAACAUGCAAACGUGAGUAGAUAAAUAGGUACUGCUCUGGCUGUUAGCCCCAGCUUCUGCCAACCUAGCAGUUCAAAAACACGCAAAUGUGAGUGGAUCAAUAGGUACUACUCCGGCUGUUAGCCCCAGCUUCUGCCAACCUAGCAGUUUGAAAACAUGCAGAUGUGAGUAGAUCAAUAGGUACUGCUCUGGCUGUUGGCCCCAGCUUCUGCCAACCUAGCAGUUCGAAAACAUGCAAACGUGAGUAGAUCAAUAGGUACUGCUCUGGCUGUUAGCCCCAGCUUCUGCCAACCUAGCAGUUCGAAAACAUGCAAAUGUGAAUAGAUCAAUAGGUACUGCUCCAGCUGUUAGCCCCAGCUUCUGCCAAGCUAGCAGUUCGAAAACAUGCAAAUGUGAGUAGAUCAAUAUGUACUGCUCUGGCUGUUGGCCCCAGCUUCUGCCAACCUAGCAGUUUGAAAACAUGCAAAUGUGAGUAGAUCAAUAGGUACCGCUCCGGCGGGAAGGUAAUGGCGCUCUAUGCUGUCAUGCCUAUGGCCACAUGAUCUUGGAGGUGUCUACGGACAACGCCGACUCUUCAGCUUAGAAAUGGAGAUGAGCACCAACCCGCAGAGUCAGGCACGACUGGACUUAAUGUCAGAGGAAAACCUUUAUCUUUACUAUCUCACCACAGGCAGGUCUGUCAAAAGAUCGUUCAGAAUAAUAAAUAAUAAUAUAAUAAUAUCUUUAUUUUUGUAUCCCGCUUCCAUCUCCUUGAAGGGACUCACAUAGGGAAGAGCCCAAACAACAUAGAUUAAAACAUAAAUCAGGAAAAAUUAAACAUUGUAGCCACACAAAGCAGUAUUGCAGUAGCGAUGUCGGGGAAAGUGCUGUAGUCCAAAAAAUGGGGAGCAAACACACAUAAGCAUAUCCCAGUCCUCCCAUUGGCAGGGCUGCUGCAGUUGAAGCGGAUGCGGUUCUAACAUCAGCCCAGAGACAGUGUCCUGGCAUCACCCCUCAUGACCUGACUAAGCAUUUUGCACUGUUUUGCCUUUGCUUUGCUGUCCAAGCAGCACCAAUUAGAGCUGUCAGCCCAGAGCCCUCUUGCUCCCCUGCCAUCCUCCUCCUCCCUCACCUGUCACAUCAAGCCACCCGCACGGCUGCUCUGGGGCGGCCCUUGGCCUCCCUUUGGGGCUUUCAGCAGUGAAGGAGUUCAUGAACCUCACGGAGAUGGGACGGGGAGGCAGCCACUUUCAGCUCACCCGGAAAGCAGAAGCAAUGCUUCUCAUCCGCUUGGAAAAGCCUUCACUACUAGCACCAGGGUGAUGAUAUGAUACCUCCUUGCAGGGGCGGCAGAUCAGAAAAGCCAAAGUCCUGCCCCAGCACAUAAUGGUUUUCAUAAAAACAGGUAAGAGGUUGCAGCGGCAAGUAAAAUGCUAGUUGUGUUGUCGAAGGUUUUCAUGGCCAGAAUUACUGGGUUGCUGUGAGUUUUCCAGCCUGUAUGGCCAUGUUCUAGAAGCAUUCUCUCCUGAUGUUUCACUCACAUCUAUGGCAGGCAUCCUCAGAGGUGCGAGAUCUGUUGGAAACUAGGAAAGUGGGGUUUAUAUAUCUGUGGAGAGUCCCAAGUUGGGAGAAAGAACUCUUGUCUGCUUGAGUAUAGUGUGAUUGUUGCAAUUUACCACAUUGAUUGGCAUUGAAUGGCCUUGCAGCUUCAAAGCCUGGCUGCCUCAUGCCUGAGGGAAUGAUCGCUGGCCCUGGUUGGCCAUACAGCCAGUCCAAGUUGGGAGAAAGAACUCUUGUCUGCUUGAGUAAAGUGUGAAUGUUGCAGUUUGCCACCUUGAUUAGCACUGAAUGGCCUUGCAGCUUCAAAGCCUGGCUGCCUCAUGCCUGAGGGAAUGAUAGCUGGCUCUGGUUGGCCAUACAGCCAGUUCAAGUUGGGAGAAAGAACUCUUGUCUGCUUGAGUAAAGUGUGAAUGUUGCAGUUGAUAGCCUUGAUUAGCAUUGAAUGGCCUUGCAGCUUCAAAGCUUGGCUGCCUCCUGCCUGAGGGAAUGAUAGCUGGCCCUGGUUGGCCAUACAGCCCAGUCCAAGUUGGGGGAAAGAACUCUUUUCUGCUUGAGUAAAGUGUGAAUGUUGCAGUUUGCCACAUUGAUUAGCAUUAAAUGGCCUUACAGCUUCAAAGCCUGGCUGCCUCCUGCCUGAGGGGAAUGGUAGCUGGCCCUGGUUGGCCAUACAGCCAGUCCAAGUUGGGAGAAAGAACUCUUGUCUGCUUGAGUAAAGUGUGAAUGUUGCAGUUGAUCGCCUUGAUUAGCAUUGAAUGGCCUUGCAGAUUCAAAGGCUGGCUGCUUCCUCCCUGAGGGAAUCCUUUGUUGGGAGGUGUUAGCUGGCCCUGAUUGUUUUCUGUCUGGCAUUCCCCUGUUUACUGAGUGUUGUGCUUUAUUUACUGUCCUGAUUUUAGAGUUUUUUUUAAUACUAGUAGCCAGAUUUUGUUGAUUUUCAUUGUUUCCUCCUUUCUGUUGAAACCUCACACCUCUGAGGAUGCCUAUCAUAGAUGUGGGCAAAACGUCAGGAGAAAAUGCUUCUGGAACAUGGCCAUUCAGCUUGGAAAUCUCACAGCAACCUGCUAAAUGCUAGUUUCUCAUCAUGGCCUGUGUGCCUAGGUCUUUGGGAACAAAACAAUGUUUUUGAAACACACUAGUUUAGAGAAAGAAACUCAGUGUAUGAGUACAUCACGGGCAAGAAACUAGACAUAAAGCCCUGCCUAUCUUUUUAGCCUGAACCAUCUCAAGCUGAGCAACCUGUGGGUUUGUUCUAUAGGAUUUAGGCCAUUGCUGGGUAGGGUUGUGGGGAGUUCUGUUAGCGAGUAUAGCGGAAUCCAGCAGGGUCCAGUUAACACCAUGUGCAAAAGACUCACACCAGGCAGAGGAAUUGAAAGAACAAAAGAACUUUACUCUUGCUUGUUGAGUUGAAAUAUAAAACAGUUCUGCAAUCGUACAAUGUCCAUGUAGUUGCAUAAGAUCAAUAACAUCAGCAUUCUAUUUACAGCAUAGCAUAUUCAAACUGCUACUUGACCGUAGCUAGAGAACUUCUCCAUUUCUGUGCUCUCCCCGCAAGCUCAGAUUACCAACUGACAAACCCAGCCGUCUGCCAGCAAACCGAUACAUUGUUUGAGGCGUGGCUUGCCUCUGCAAAAAGCUCAGCUCCCUUUUUGCAGAGAUCUUUUGCAAGCAACUUUGCAAGGAUUUCUUUACACACACACACAUAGCAAUUUGGCGCAAUAAGUUCUUGGUGACUCCAGGAUGAGGGAGAUUUCAAGAACUCUUGGAACACACGUUUCAUGUGAUGCUUAAUGCAUUUCUGCAUGCCUAAAGUGUCUCUCCUACAGCAAUGGAAAGGAAAGUGUCACAUUUGUUAUGGCUGGAUGGCAAUCCUUAUAGUUGUGGUCCAGCUAGCAAUAAUGUCUAUUUCCUUGGCUUUGGUGAGUGGCAAACAAGCCGCUCUUAUGUACUGUAUGUCCAGGCUGAUGGAGGAAAGGAUAGGAACCAGCUAAGUACCUAUGUUAAAAUGCCACCCAUCGUAACUGUAUUCCAUUUGCCUUUACAGAGCGUGUUGCCUAUGUUGCAUUGACCAAGUUGGGCCAUAUAGAAAGUCAUUUCCCUGAUCGGGCUCUAAAUCUACUAAUCUGUACCAGGCUCUUAACAGGGAAAUGCUCAGCGUAGAAACAGCUCCUGGCAUGAAGAGGCAGAAACUCCGGUGACUCGGCCAUAUGGUGCCAAACCCCCUGUGUUGAGUUUCCAUGUGCCAAACAGAAUGAUGGGAUUUCACUGCAGGGAAAGGACUCAACCCCUCAGGAGAUCAAGCAAUUUGUAGCACAGCCUUUAGCAAACAAUCUAGCUGGCAGAAACCGAGUACUGUUAAAUGAGGAGUGCUCCACGUUUCCUACAACUAUACUAUACGAUUCUUCCCUCUGGAAAGGUGUGUUGGUUCUUCCGGACCCCGCAAAGCCUUGCCCGGCUGUCUGUAUCAUACCGAUUGCGUUUUAUCCGAUUUUGGGGAUGUGGUGAGCUUUUCGUUUCCGUGAGACCUGUCAACUUUCUUUCCCUAUGUAUCAUAAUCGGUUUUGCAACUUCUUUGUUAAUGUGUAUAUAUAAAUAUAUAAAUAUAUAUACAUAAAAAUAUAAUAUAUAUGUAUACAUUC